UCUCCUCCUCUCGCAGCUAACAUGUCUGUCUCCAUGGUAACGGACUCGUACCCGUCAGUCGGCUGGUCAGUGGUGUCCGUGACCCCGGCGGGUACGAACGCCUCGGACUGGGAGCGUGACGCCGUUCUGGCGGUGGCAGAGGUUGUGGUGCUGGCCGUCAUCUUGGUGAUGGCGCUGCUCGGCAACGGGCUGGUGCUGGUGGUGUUGCUAAGGCGGAGACGACACCACAACCCACUGCACCAGUUCAUGCUCAACCUCUGUCUGGCCGACCUGGUGGUGGCGCUGUUCCAGGUGCUGCCCCAGCUGGUGUGGGAUGCUAAAGGGCGUUUUCCCGGCCCAGACUUCCUGUGUCGCCUGGUGAAAUACCUGCAGGUCCUCGGGAUGUUCGCCUCCUCCUACAUGAUCGUGGCCAUGACGGUGGACCGGCACUACGCCAUCUGCUGCCCUCUGCAGGCGCACCGCAGCGGCGCCACCCAACGCUGGAACAGCUUCAUACUGCUGGCGUGGGGGCUGUCGCUGCUGCUCAGCCUGCCACAGGUUUUCAUCUUCUCCCGGUCAGAAGUGGCUCCAGGGGUCUACGAGUGUUGGGGCACCUUUGCCGAGUCCUGGGGCCUCAAAGCAUACGUGACCUGGAUGACCCUGGCCGUCUUCAUCCUCCCCGCCCUCGUCAUCACGGUCUGCCAGGUGCGAAUCUUCAAGGAGAUCCACACCAACCUGUACCUGAAGUCAGUGCGCCGCCUGUCCCCCGCCUCCCUCGCUCCGUCCAGACGGGACAGCCAGAGGGGAGGAGGAGUAGGCGGGAGCAGAGGGAGGUCCAGUAUGUCUCUGUAUGUUUCACCACUCAUGUUCAACAACCCUGGGAGUGACACCCGCUGUGACCCUGGGUCCGUCUAUCAGCACCUGCCCAUGGGUCCCAUCAGGCCCAGCAGCAUCAUGUCACACUGCGACAUUCACACCUACAAGGCUGUUCACGCAGCUGAGCAGUCGCCUGACGUGCUGCCUGAGCCUGUAGCGCCGUCUGCCGUCUGCUGCCCCCCGCCCAAAGCCCCCCCGGCCCGUGGCGGAGAGGUAACGGCGGCCAUGUCAAAGACAGUGAGGAUGACGUUGGUCAUUGUGCUGGUCUACUCGCUCUGCUGGGCCCCGUUCUUCAGCGUCCAGCUGUGGGCCGCCUGGGACCCCGACCCCCCUCAGAACGGUGCAGUGUUCACCCUGCUGAUGCUGCUGGCCAGUCUGAACUCGUGCACUAACCCCUGGAUCUACUCCGCCUUCUCCAGCAGUGUUUCCCCGGAGCUCCGUCUGCUGCUCCUCUGCCGCUCACACUCACAGCGCCGGGGAUCGAUACCCAACGACUCCACCACCACACACACCUCCAACUACUGACCGAUCCUGCCACACACACCU
Molecule: messenger RNA, 1401 nt
Organism: Plectropomus leopardus (leopard coralgrouper)
Lineage: Eukaryota; Metazoa; Chordata; Actinopteri; Perciformes; Serranidae
Gene: avpr2ab
Product: arginine vasopressin receptor 2a, duplicate b
Biological process (GO): cellular response to hormone stimulus; positive regulation of vasoconstriction; regulation of systemic arterial blood pressure by vasopressin
Cellular component (GO): plasma membrane
Molecular function (GO): peptide binding; vasopressin receptor activity
Source: RefSeq, a predicted model, not a curated record